Glarea lozoyensis ATCC 20868 is the source of this 4161-nucleotide messenger RNA. RefSeq names its product P-loop containing nucleoside triphosphate hydrolase. Gene Ontology annotation, molecular function: ATP hydrolysis activity; ATP binding. NCBI's taxonomy places the organism in Eukaryota, Fungi, Ascomycota, Leotiomycetes, Helotiales, Helotiaceae. The record is from RefSeq and is a predicted model, not a curated record. The coding region runs from base 1 to 4161 and encodes 1386 amino acids. Gene Ontology annotation, biological process: protein import into peroxisome matrix. The transcript has 3 exons. Gene Ontology annotation, cellular component: peroxisomal membrane; cytosol.
AUGGUGGAUAGCAUCUCCUUACCACAUCAUCGAAAACGCAAGAGGCGACGUCAGGAUAAAUCCUCCAUCACUGCAAGGUUGGUUUUGGACGACCAUGUGAAAGGCGACGUAGGUAUAUUGUCCGAGGACUUAUAUGCCGAUUUGUUCCCAGGUGUAAACCAAGUCCAGGAAGAUACAAACGGUUCUGCUAGCCCUGAGAUUCUACACGUUGCGAUCUCUCCAUGGAGUCCCCUCCCCGCCGUUGAAAGCUCAACAUGGACUGUUGUCGCAGUCAGGUCCUCGAGCGCCUUAGCGCAUUCGACACUUCAGUUCUCGCCAUCCUCUCUAGCUUUACAGGGAUUUGCUGAAGCUCUGCAGAAGAUAGCUCCUUCGAAACUGUCAAGUCAUAGCCGGAGUGGCAUCGAGAUUAGGAUUCUAGACGUUGUACCUAUGCCAUUGGAUGUUGUAUUUGUGACUUUAGGAGCAGAUCUGGCAAGACGAUUGGAAAAUGGGGAGGGCACAUUUCAUGGCGAACACGCUCGAGCAAACGGUAAACCGACUAGCAAAUCAGCAUCAAUCCAACCUGAAGGUCGACUAGCAGCUGCAGUACGAGAAUCCCUGGGGUCAUUGAACGUUGUGCAUACUGGGGAUUUCUUUGCUUUGCCUCUCCAACCUCAUCCCGUAACGCAUGUUCCACCUCCGCCUGCUCAAGUAACACUUUGCGAGCCGGUUGGCCAAGGAUUUUUGACGCCAAAGAGUAAAAUUAUAAUUACCAAAACUGGUCAUCUCUCGAAGCAAAAUCGUAAACCACAGCAGUUACCUGUCAACAGGGCUUUGAAUGGGGUCGCCGAAGAGGACGACGAGGCGUCGACCGAUCAGUUCUACUCGGCUGCGGAAGACCGCUACAAAACAGAUACAGUAGACGACGAAGAUGAUGACGGGGAUUCGGCAUCUGGGACUGAAACUGAGGUGUCAGAUGCGGAUAGUGGAAGCUUGUCGGAUGAUUCUAUGGAUGAUCUAAUAUCAUUACAAGCACCUGUGCUUCCAGCUCACAAUGCGAGCGGCAUUUCUACAGUCCAGGCUGGUACCCCUCGUACUGUCGGUAGAGUAACGAACGGGAUCAAUACGCCUGGGUCGGUCUUCUCAUCAUUGACUGCGACUACGGCUCGGGCUGGCGGUCAGAAGGGCAGACUUUUUAAGGUACAAGGCCUUAUGGCCCCGCUGCCAGAAGAAUUACUUCAUCCAAAACCACAUCCUGAUGACGACGAAGAAGCUCGAAUAUUCGUAGACAUCAAUUCGUUGACAAAGAUCGGCUGCUUCUCUGGGGAUUGGGUUCGAUUGGAAGUAGCCGCUGAACCGCCCGCCAAUGGUGCAGGGCUCUGGGGCCUUGGAAGCUUUGGCAACACUGAGCUCGAGGAUCCAUUAUGGCGUCCUGUCAAGGUAUUUGGCUUGCCAGAAGGAUAUUCACGUCGAGCAAUAACAAAGCUUCCCAGCCAUAAGCAAGGAGAGCGACGAAUGUCCUUUUUCGACGCCCAAGUUCAGAAGCCCGCAAGUCCUACUGUUUUCAUGUCUCCGAUAUUGCUUGCAAAUAUGGAGAAUACGCCAUACUGUAGGCUUUCUACGUUAAAGCGACCGCCACAACCGGGCAGAGUCUCGCAGCCGAAGAUCACGGGUUCCUCGCGGCCUCCGUUUCUUCAAGAGCUUACUUUGCUCAAGAUCGCUACUCCUGUAUCUACCGAAAGAUCUGUACAAAAAAUCCUAUUUUCGAAUUUAAAGAAUUAUUUCUCCAGUUGCACCAGAAUAGUACGAAAGGGCGAUUUGAUUGCUAUUCCCAUCGAUGGGGAUCUUGGACGGAUACUGCACCAUAGUACUGCCAGUGAGGAUCUUGAGGUGGAGGAGCUUUUUUCGAAUGCGUCCACUACGCAAUCUCAGCGCGCAAGUACCAGCAAACCUACUGCGGUAGCUUGGUUUAAAAUUGGUUAUAUUAGCGUAGCUAGCGAAUCCCAUGACUCUCCCGAAGAAGAAGAUCUUUGGGGUGGAGCUGCCUCAGUUGAUAGCCCAUCGACGAGAAUCAUGCAAUCUGGGAGCGAAAACAGUCGAGUACCGGCUACCAUCAACAGCUCGUGGGAACAUUACUUGGGUGUAAAAUCACUGCCAAAGACCGAGUCGCCUACAGCUUCGCUGUCUGAAGUGAGUAAACAACAUGUCCCACCACUUCGCCGUCGUUUACGGGAACUCAUCGCUGCCGCUACCAGUCCGCGGGCCAUACACUUACAGCAGAAGCCCCUUGCAAUUCUUCUUGUCUCCACUCAACGAAAUAUUGGAAAAUCUACGCUGGCAACUGGUGCGUGUGCCGACCUUGGAAUUCAUACAUUCUGCAUUGAUGCAUACGAUAUCGUGACAGAAGGUGGGGCAGGCAGUGAUGUUAAAACCGCUGCUUACCUUGAGUCACGGGCAGAGAGAGCUAUCUCCUGCGGCCCCGAGUUCUGCGCUGUACUCAUUCGUCAUAUUGAGGCUUUGACCGCUGACAGAAUGAUAUCUACAAUUAGUGACAUACAGUCACGUUUACGAGUUUUGAUCGCGACAACCACGGAAGUCGACAAGAUACCAGAUGGGAUCCGUGGUCUGUUCAGUCACGAACUAGAGUUGUCGGCUCCAGAUGAAUCGGAAAGAGAAGGCAUUCUCCAGAGCAUCGUUGAUGAUCAACCUAUUCCUCUAGCACCAGAAGUCGAGCUUUCUUCUGUGGCAGUCAAAACAGCUGCCCUUGUUGCAGGUGACCUUGUGGAUGUCGUAGAUCGCGCUGUAGUUGCAAGAAAUUCUCGGCUUGAAGCCCUUGCGUCCUCUUCUUCAAAUGAAGAGUCGCAGGUCACCACCCGUGAUGUCCUAGUAGCUGGUGGAUCCGCGGGUCGAUGCCUUACGAAGCCUGACUUCGAAGUUGCCGUCGAAGCCGCUCGUAAGAAUUUCGCAGACGCCAUUGGUGCCCCCAAGAUUCCUAACGUGGGGUGGGACGAUGUUGGUGGACUUACUAACGUCAAGGAUGCGGUCAUUGAAACUAUUCAACUUCCACUUGAGCGCCCUGAACUCUUUGCCAAGGGAAUGAAGAAACGAUCCGGUAUCUUGUUUUACGGUCCUCCAGGCACGGGAAAGACCUUACUUGCCAAAGCGAUCGCCACCGAGUUCAGUCUGAAUUUCUUUAGUGUCAAGGGCCCAGAACUCCUAAACAUGUAUAUUGGGGAGUCCGAAGCAAAUGUCAGAAGAGUGUUUCAACGAGCAAGAGAUGCAAGGCCAUGUGUUGUGUUCUUUGAUGAAUUAGACUCCGUUGCCCCCAAAAGAGGCAAUCAAGGCGACAGUGGCGGUGUUAUGGACAGGAUAGUAAGUCAGCUGCUCGCAGAAUUAGACGGUAUGUCGGAUGGCGAAGACGGCGGCGGUGGUGUCUUUGUUAUUGGGGCCACCAACCGUCCUGAUCUCCUUGAUGCUGCAUUGUUGCGACCCGGUCGCUUCGACAAAAUGCUCUAUCUCGGCGUUAGUGACACACAUGAAAAACAACUCACUAUCAUGGAAGCACUCACACGAAAAUUCACACUACACCCGUCGCUCUCCCUUGGCCGUGUCGCCUCUCGAUUACCGUUUACCUAUACUGGUGCAGAUUUCUAUGCUCUCUGCUCAGAUGCCAUGCUUAAGGCAGUAACACGCCAAGCUUCUCUCGUCGACACGAAGAUUGCUGGUAUAAAUGCGACCGCUGAAGAAAAUAAUAAAACUAAGAUCUCGACGGCGUAUUUCUUUGAUCACUAUGCGACGAAAGGGGAUAUUGAAGUUGUGGUUACGGAAGAAGAUUUUGUCAUGGCGGAGAGAGAGCUGGUCCCAAGUGUUAGUUUUGGGGAGUUGGAACAUUAUAAGAGAGUGAGGGCGCAGUUCGAGAAGGUUGAGGAAGGAAAAUCAGAAGGGGAAGACAAAACCGGGAAGGGAAAAGCACCAGCCCUCGUCUCUAAUCAUGGACGUGUAGACACUAAUGGCAAGGGCAAGGGAAAAGAGAAAGCUGUUGACCGCAAAGGAAAAGGACGAGCAGUCGAAGAGUGGGAUGGUGAGGAUGAUGGGUUUAAAAGAUCGGAUGUAAAAGGAAAAGGUAAGGCUGUCGAUAUGGGGUUCCAGGAUCGCAUGGACGAUGAUGAUGGGUUGUAUUAA